Molecule: messenger RNA, 2098 nt
Organism: Catharus ustulatus (Swainson's thrush)
Lineage: Eukaryota; Metazoa; Chordata; Aves; Passeriformes; Turdidae
Product: transcription factor E3-like
Biological process (GO): regulation of transcription by RNA polymerase II
Cellular component (GO): nucleus
Molecular function (GO): protein dimerization activity; DNA-binding transcription factor activity, RNA polymerase II-specific; RNA polymerase II cis-regulatory region sequence-specific DNA binding
Source: RefSeq, a predicted model, not a curated record
AUGUCCCGAGGGGAGGCCGAGGGGGUCCCCGCGACCCCCGGGCCCCCCCCAGGCCCCCCCCGGGGACCCCCCACGGUUUUUGUGCUGCUGGAGGGGCCGAGCACCCCCGAGAGCCUCCGGCUGCUCAGCCUGAGCUCGCUGCUCCCCGAGUCCGGGAUCGUGGCCGACAUCGAGUGGGACCCGCCCGGGGGGGGAGGGGGAACCCCCGGGGACCCCCCCAGUGACCCCCAGGGGGACCCCUCUGGGGACCCCCACCCUGGAGACCCCCCCGGGGACCCCCCCGGGCCGUUCUACAGCCUCAAGAGCCAGCCCCUGCCCCCCCCCAGCUCGGGGGCCCCCCCGGCCGCCCCCUCCUCGCGGGUGUUGCUGCGGCAGCAGCUGAUGCGGGCUCAGGCUCAGGAGCAGGAGCAGAGGGAGAGGAGGGGAGGGGGCGCCCCCGGGACCCCCCCGGGACCCCCCACCCCCGGCCCCUCCCCCGCCAUCGCCGUGGGGGCCCCCCCAGGAGCCCGAGCCCCCCCCCAUGUGCCCCCCGAGGUGCUCAAGGUGCAGACCCACCUGGAGAACCCCACCCGGUACCACCUGCGGGCGGCGCAGCGGCAGCAGCUGCGGCAGUACCUGAGCCACGCCCGCGGCCGGGGCGGAGAGGCCGGCAGCCCCCCGGGACCCCCCCCCAGCACCAACCCCCCCGAGCCCCCCCUCAGCCCCCCCCCGGCCCUGCUGCACCACGAGAAGGAGAUCGAUGACGUCAUCGAUGAGAUCAUCAGCCUGGAGUCCAGCUAUGACGAGCUGCUGAGCUUCGGCCCCGCCGAGCCGCUGCCCCUGCCCAGCACGCUCCCGGCCCCUGGGCCCCUCCUGGAGGUUUUCAGCCCCCCCCAGGGCGGGAGCAGCUCCUGCCCGGCCGAGCUGCCCCGGGUCAAGGCCGAGCUCUCGGAGACCGAGGCCAAGGCGCUGCUGAAGGAGCGGCAGAAGAAAGACAACCACAACCUCAUCGAGCGGCGCCGACGCUUCAACAUCAACGACCGGAUCAAGGAACUGGGGACCCUGAUCCCCAAAUCCAGCGACCCGGAGAUGCGCUGGAACAAGGGCACGAUCCUGAAGGCGUCGGUGGAUUACAUCCGCAAGCUGCAGAAGGAGACGCAGCGAGCGCGGGAGCUGGAGCUGCAGCAGCAGCGCCUGGAGCAGCAGAACCGCAGCCUGCAGCUCAGGGUGCAGGAACUGGAGCUCCAGGCCCAAAUCCACGGGCUCCCCCUGACCCCCCCCAUGGCCGAGGGGGGCUCCGAGGAGCCCUCGGGGGGCCCCCUUCCCCCCCACCCCCGGGCAGUGCCUGCUGGAGCUGCCCCCGGGGCUGGCGCUGCCGCUGGCGCUGGGGGGGCCCGAGGGGACCCUCGAGGACAUCCUGAUGGACGAGGGGGGGGCGCUGUCCCCGCUCGGCCCCCCCGGGGCCCUGCUGGCCUCGCCGGGCCCCUCGCGGGCCUCCAGCCCCCGCAGCAGCCUCAGCAUGGAGGACGAGCCCUGAGCGCCCCCCCAGGCUCGGGGGGAACUUUUGGGGACCCUCCCCAUCUUUAGGGCGCCCCCGCCCUCCCUGAGGCUGUUCCGGGUGGGCCCCACCCGGUGCCGUUUGAAGAGUCUUAAAGCGGCCGCGCGGUUUUCAGUGGAGGCCCCGCCCCUUUGGGGCGUGUUGCCCUUUUAAGGCGCCCCGUGUGGGCCCCGCUCUUAAAGGGGCUCGGCCGGGCGUGGCCCGUUGGAGGGGAGGGGGUGUCCCCCCUCAAUGUGUGGCCCCUUUAAGGCGCUGGCGUCGGGCCCCACCUGGGCGUGGCCCUUUGAAGGUGCCGGACAACGCCCCGCCCCUCCGUGAAGCCACGCCCAUUCCCCAGCUCACCCAAUCAGGAGGCUCCGGGGGGCUGGGCCCUCGUGCGAAGCUCCGCCCCUUUCGCUGUCACUCACAUUGACCCCGCCCACCACUAACUCCCCGGACCACGCCCCCUUUUAGAGGCCCCGCCCACCGGCCCCACUUAAAGGGCCACGCCCCCAUUUACAAACCCCCCCUCCCCCAAUUUUGUACUGGACCCUCACGUGGGAAAUAAAAAUUUGUUAACGA